AUGGCAUCUUAUUUGAAGAACGUGGCGAUUAUCGGUGCCAGUGGCAGCAUUGGCAAAAUCAUUCUCGAUGGCCUUGCUGCAUCUUCUCGGUUUGAAAUUACCGUCAUCUCCCGCAAGGAGAGCGAGGCGACCUUCCCGCCUGAUAUGAUUGUUCUCAAGACCGACUACUCAGAAGAAGGUCUCGAAUCUGCAUUCAAGGGCAAAGACGUCGUCAUUUCCGCUGUGGGUGUCGGUGCAUUUGGCGAACAGAAGAAGUUUGUUGAUGCUGCCAUUCGUGCAGGUGUCAAGCGUUUUAUCCCAUCUGAGUUUUCAGUAAAUAGCCAGAAUGAGGCUGUUUUGCAGUUGUUGCCACUAUUCGAACAGAAAAAGGAACUCGUCGAGUACCUCAAGAAGCAGGAGACAGAUGGAUUGACCUGGACUGGUAUAGCUUCUUCUGGCUUGUUUGACUGGAGUCUUGCAAAUGGAUUCUUGGAAUUUGACAUUGCCCGUCAUACGGCUACGAUCUGGGAUGGAGGCAACAAGAGUUUCACCCUGACCAAUCAGAAGGCCCUCGGUGAGGCUGUUGUUUCUCUUCUGCUGCAUCCCCAUGAAACCAAAAAUCAGUUUCUCUUCAUUGCCUCGGUUGAAACCACUCAGAAAGACAUCCUUGCUGCUUUAGAGAAGGAGUCAGGAGUUAAAUGGACCGUGAACGAGACUACCACCGACUUUCAAGUCAAUCAGGCAGUCGAGAAGCUUGCUGCUGGGGACUUCAAUGGUGUUUUUGCUCUAGUUCGAGCCACUGUUUUUGGCAACAUCCCAGGCCUCCAUUCAAACUAUGCCAAAGAGGAGAAGCUGGCAAACAAUGUGUUGGGACUUCACUUGGAAACUGUCAGGGAUGUUGUCAAGCGUGUGCUCAAAGAAUAG
Messenger RNA from Penicillium griseofulvum, 903 nucleotides. Its product is annotated as aromatic alcohol reductase. The transcript is spliced from 3 exons. Lineage: Eukaryota; Fungi; Ascomycota; Eurotiomycetes; Eurotiales; Aspergillaceae. The record is from RefSeq and is a predicted model, not a curated record. Gene Ontology annotation, molecular function: oxidoreductase activity. The coding region runs from base 1 to 903 and encodes 300 amino acids.